Molecule: messenger RNA, 2143 nt
Organism: Gadus macrocephalus (Pacific cod)
Lineage: Eukaryota; Metazoa; Chordata; Actinopteri; Gadiformes; Gadidae
Gene: c1qtnf2
Product: C1q and TNF related 2
Exons: 3
Coding region: 792-1715 (307 amino acids)
Molecular function (GO): protein binding
Source: RefSeq, a predicted model, not a curated record
UGCAAUAGAUCAUCUCCCAUCAAAUCUAAACCAGGAAGUUUGAGGUUAUUAGAAACAGACUCCACCAAUGUCUAUUUUGAAGGACUUGACUGUAGUCAUUUUUCCAUUCGCUCAGAUUUAAUGUAUUAAUUAUCUUUCUUUUUAUACCUUCAGAGCAGACCAAAGCACCAGAAGUAAAACCAAUACUUCAAAACCUUAAAUGGAUGUGGAGUAAAGUGGAUACCAAAGCUUGUAGUACAUUCCAUUCUGUAUGUCAUAUCUCCAUUGUUUCUUCUAUCUACAACAUAUUUAAAAGGCUCAGUAUAUCAGCAGGCCAUGCUUUGAUGCAAGGACUUAACACAUGCAUUAUGUUCCCCUAAUACUGUUGUUUCCCCCUUCUGCUGCCUGCUGCCAGCUACAGCACAUACACAUCUGUUAAUAGUCAUCGAACACAGCAGUUUCACCCCAUCAAAAUGAAUAGCUUCUCGCUAUCUUGUGACUCACUUUGAGCUUAAUCUAACCUCUGAUAUGGAUUAUAAUGACUAAUACUUGCUCAAACAUUGACGCACAGUUUAGGGCUUUAAAAAUUUUCAGUGGGCCACUUUGAUAGCUAUCGGAAGAAGCAUAUGACAUCACUGUCAAAGUAUUUUACUGGCAGUGUUCUCUGUUUUCAGCAGGGCGGAUGUUAGGGUUUGCGUGAUUCACUAUUGGUGAGUCUCUUUAAUGCUCUAUCUCACCAGUGUUAUCUAUCCCCAAUACUGGAAAAUAUCAUGUCUGAAACUUUGCAGACGACUACAGAGUAGCGUUGCAGAAUGUCCACAGCCUACAGUUCUCCAACUGGGAGAGGUACGCUCCAGACAUGCAUGCUGCUGUGUUUGGUGUCCGUGGCAUCCUGCCAGUCGCCGUCUCACACGCACAGGAGAGGACGGAACCUCACCAUCCAUUCCUCCCAGCUGGUGUGCAGUCUCCCGGGCCCCCAGGGGCCUGCGGGACAACCCGGAGCCUCUGGAUCUCCAGGGGCUAUGGGCGCACAGGGGCCCCCAGGGAGAGAUGGCCUGGAUGGGAAGGAUGGAGAGAAGGGCGACCGGGGCGACGCAGCUGAGCCCGGGAGGCCAGGGAACCCCGGGAAGCCGGGGCCGAAGGGCAAAGCAGGCGUGAUCGGCAAGGCCGGGCCCCGGGGGUUCAACGGGCUGCGGGGCACCCCGGGGGUGACGGGCAAGCCCGGGAGGAAGGGCCCGCCGGGUGACGCGGGCGAGGACGGGGCCCCCGGCGGCUGCAGCUGCGGGGACAACAGGGCGCGCUCGGCCUUCUCCGUGGCGAUGACCAAGAGCUACCCCCAGGAGCGGCUGCCGAUCCGCUUCGGCCGCAUCCUGCUCAACGAGGGCGACCACUACAACGCCACCAGCGGGAAGUUCGUCUGCGCCUUCCCCGGGGUGUACUACUUCACCUACGACAUCACCCUGGCCAACAGGCACCUGGCCAUCGGACUGGUCCACAACGGGAACUACAAGAUCAAGACGUUCGACGGCAACACGGGGAACAACGACGUGGCGUCGGGCUCCACCGUGCUGCAGCUGCGGCGCGGGGACCAGGUGUGGCUGCAGAUCUUCUACUCCGGGCAGAACGGCCUGUUCUUCGACCCGUACUGGACGGACAGCACCUUCACCGGCUUCCUCAUCUAUGCCGAUCGGCAAAAGCAACUGCCGAAAGCAACUAAUGCUGAAGAUUUGAAUUAGGCUUAUUUGUUGUGUUUUUCUAUUGCUUCACAGUAUUUACGUGGUUGAUUUCCAUAGGUUGACCACUUUGUUGCAUUCAAAAUGUUUAGGUGUAGGUGUGUUACCAUAACUGCAUAAACUGAAAGACAUGGGACGAGGUCAAAUAUAAUCGGACACCAGAUGGCGCUCUGCUCUUGGGACCUGGAGGGAUCGAAGGACGGAAAAACGUACUAAUUAAAACUAAAAACGAUUAAAAUCCAAAAUGGAUAGUCAUACAGACAGACAGCGUAUCAUAAAGACGGACGGACAGACAGAUGAAUAGAUAACAUUCCGUAAUUGAAUAAAAUAUAAUUGAAUAAAACAAGAUUAGCCUAUUCAGAACUUUGUACUCUAAAAAGUCCCAUAAACUAGCGUGUUUAUUAAAAAUAAAUUAUUUAUUUACUUUUGGA